This is a messenger RNA of Penicillium subrubescens, 3543 nucleotides long. RefSeq lists its product as uncharacterized. Bases 178 to 3390 code for a protein of 1070 amino acids. Gene Ontology annotation, cellular component: cytoplasm; Golgi stack; Golgi membrane. Gene Ontology annotation, biological process: transcytosis; intracellular protein transport; endoplasmic reticulum to Golgi vesicle-mediated transport. The transcript has 5 exons. NCBI's taxonomy places the organism in Eukaryota, Fungi, Ascomycota, Eurotiomycetes, Eurotiales, Aspergillaceae. The record is from RefSeq and is a predicted model, not a curated record.
GGCCCUUAGUCCCCUUUGGCCGUGUGGGAAGGCCAACUUUACUGCAAUCAGCUCUGCAAUCAGCUACUUCCGGGUUUAACCCCCAAACACUUCUCUUCACAUUUUGACCUUCCUUCGAUGCCUGCCGAUUCCUUUGCCUACGGUCGGUAGUGACCAUGAAAUUGCGACUCAGCUGCGAUGUUCCGAAUCCUUGAAUCGCAAGCUCCGGCCAAACAAACGGCUACGGACACAAUCGAUGUUUUGAGCAGUAGGUUGCAGAGCGCAACCUUGUUGGAGGAUCGACGUGCAGCGAUCCAGGGUCUCAGAAGCUUCGCGAAGCUCUAUCCUGCAUCGGUAGCUUCUGGCGGUCUUCGAUCGCUGAUCGGCUGUCUGCACAAUGAUCGGGAGGAUGUGGACACCAUCAAAGUGGUCCUCGAGACCCUUUUGAUGCUGUUUACUCCAGAGGAGACAAGUCCCGAAGCGUCAGAUGAGAUCGCUCUCUGGCUGGCAGAUGAAUUCACUCAGCGCCAAGACAAUAUCACUACUCUGCUCGAUCUACUCGAAGCUCGAGACUUCUAUUCGCGCCUGUAUUCCCUCCAAUUGAUGUCCCAUAUCUGCAAUGCCAGACCGGAGCGAACACAAGAGUGCAUCUUCACCGCGCCAUUGGGUAUCUCAAGGCUGGUGAAUGUGCUUACAGAUACCAGGGAACCUGUGAGAAACGAGGCUCUCGUUCUGCUUAUCGCCUUGACGCCCGCCUCGGAAGAGCUUCAGAAGCUUGUCGCCUUCGAGAAUGCUUUUGAAAUCAUUUUCUCUCUCAUCGAAGCGGAGGGUGCCUUGACCCUUGGCACUGAAGUCGUCGAGGAUUGUCUCACUUUGCUCGCCCAUCUACUAAAGUUCAACGUUUCCAACCAGUCGUUCUUUCGCGAAACUGGAUGCGUGAAGAAGGUGACGAAGCUUCUCCACGAAUGUCAGCUAGAGCUGGCUCAAGGUGAAGACACUCCUGCGCAAUGGACUCUCGUUCACAGAGACAAGAACGUUUGGGGUCUGCUGGCCAUCAUCCAAUUAUUCCUUAUCCGUGGUGGCGUGGGGACACCCAUGAACCAGACAGCUUUCUGGCAGAAUGGUGUGACGGAGCAGGUUCUCAGCAUAGCUUUCGGCCAGAAGUUCGGCGUGAAUGUCACGUCCAAGGCUUUGGCAACCUGUGCUGAUCUAAUCCGCGGAAACUCGCCAUUGCAGGAGAGCUUCGGAGACAUUGAAGUCUUAUGGGGCUCCCAAGCACCAAAGGAUCAAACCGCCAAUGGCCAUGUGGAGGAACCCGAACGAAUCAAUGUUAUUGAGGCGUUCUUGAAGCUCAGUCUCCAGCCUUCUCCCAAUAGCAUGCUGGAUGCACGUCUCGCCGCUUGUGAAUGUAUGAAGGCAUUCUUUGCCCAUCAUCCCGGGAUUCGCAUGCAUGUUCUUAAGCGUGCCAUCGAAGGCCACGUCAGCGGGCAAGAUCGAAUCCCCAACAUUCUAUCUGUCCUACUCAUAGCACCAGAUGCGAGAGGUAAUGCUGACCCAUAUCAAGUUUGGAUGGCGUCUGUUCUGUUGUUCCACCUAAUUUUCGACGACGGCGAGGCAAAAGCCAUCGCUAUGCAGGUUACAGAGGGUGAUGCCGAAAGUGGCGAAGAGGUAGUCACCAGUGUCCAGUCGGUGGUUGGCAACUUGAUCACUGGAUUGCAACGUGGCGACGAUGAAAGGAUUACCGUGGGCUACCUGAUGUUACUCUGCGGCUGGCUUUUCGAGGAUCCGGACGUCGUGAAUGACCUUCUCGUUGAGGGCAGCAGCAUUCAAACACUUUUGCAAGAGAUCAAGCACCAAAGAACUCCUAGCAAGUUGAUACCUGGCCUCUGCACCGUCUUGUUGGGAAUCAUCUACGAGUUUUCGACCAAGGAUUCCCCGAUCCCACGAGUCACAUUGCACAAACUGCUCAUCGAGCAGCUUGGAAGAGAACAAUACAUUGACAAGAUCACCAAGCUGCGAGAAUGUCCCUUAGUUCGUGACUUUGAGGUCUUGCCGCAAACUGCUGCAGGGCAGAUCGAUGGACUACCUGAGGUUUUCUUUGAUCGCUCAUUUGUUGAGUUCCUCAAGGAUAAUUUUAGCCGUUUGAUACGAGCGAUCGACCGGGAGCCGGGCUUCGAGGUCUCUGUUGUUGCCAAUGGUGUCGAAAAGGGUGUCUCGCGAGAUCUGGUGGACUCCCUACGCGCUGAAUUGGAAGACCGAGGCCAAACAAUUCAAAAACUGGAAUCAGAUCUCGUCACUAUCCAGCGAAAACUUGACCAAGAACACCUGGAUCAUCGGAAGACAAAAGAAUCGGGCUCGUUUGAAUUAUCGAAAGCCCAACAGGCACUUCAGUCUGUGCAGACGUCACAUGGUCAGGAACUGUUCAAACUGGAAGAGCAGCAUAAACAGUCGAAAAACGAGCUUCUCAAACAACAUGGUGAACAACUUCGUGCUAUUGAUAACCAACUCAAGCAGGCCUCGACCGAAUAUGAGCGCAAGGGCACGAAAAUGCAAGAACAUCACAAGCAGGAAGUUGCUAGCAUGCAGAAGACCAUUGGUGGGCUGGAGUCAGAGCUCUCGAAGGCUCGGGAGAAGCAUGCUGGUGAAGCUGCUGCCUUGAGAAGGACAGUCCAGGACUUGGAGUCCGCCCUCAGCCAGUCAAAGAAAUCCAAUGCGGGUCAGGUUGCGGAUCUUCAGCAAAAGCUUCACAGUCUGGAAUCCACCAUUGAUUCCUCCAAGAGCCAACACGAGUCCGAGAUCACUAGUUUCAAGACUACAAUUCAAUCUUUAGAAUCCGAUCUAGCUGCUGCAAAGGCACAGCACCAGGCCGAGAUUGCUGAUUCCAAGCAAUCCCUUGCGGCUGCCAAGUCUGACCUUGAAAGCGCCCAAGAAAAGUCUACGAAGGAGAUUGAGAAAUUGAAGGAAGAUUUCUCAUCCAAGAUAUCUGCGCUAGAGGCUCGCGCUGCGGAUGCCGAGCGCAAGGCAAAGGAGGCCGAGUCACAAGCCUCGGAGAAGUCAAUGAAGGACAUCCAAGCUGCCAAUGACGGAUUCUCAUCCAAGAUCUCUGCACUAGAGACUCGCGCUGCCGAGGCCGAGCGCAAGGCAAAGGAAGCCGAGUCACAGGCCCAGAGCGCAGCUGCAGCGCUCAAAGAGAUCAAGGCCCAACUUGAGCGGGCCCAAGCAGAGGCCAAUGAGAAGGAAGAAGCUCGCCAGGCAACCCAAACAGAAUUGGAUGACCUGUUGAUCGUCUUUGGAGAUCUUGAGGCUAAGAGAACUGAGGAUAAGAAACGGCUCAAGGACCUCGGUCAAGAAGUUUCCGAGGCUGAGGAUGAUGAUGACGAGGACGAGGAAGAUGACGAAGACGAAGAGUAGCGGAUUCAAUGUUUUCCUCUUCGUAUAUAGCCACGAUGGACCACCAUCCUCAACCCUGCAUCUAUCUAGCGCGCUUGAAAAUCUUAUGCAUGACUCAUUUCGAGGUUUUGACUCUAUUUGUCACUAUCUGUCCAAAACUUGCGUGUGAUCCAU